Molecule: messenger RNA, 654 nt
Organism: Perkinsus marinus ATCC 50983
Lineage: Eukaryota; Perkinsozoa; Perkinsida; Perkinsidae
Exons: 2
Coding region: 1-654 (217 amino acids)
Source: RefSeq, a predicted model, not a curated record
AUGCGCUUCAUCUCCCUCGCUACCUUGGCAUCUGGCGUUAGUGCCUCCGUCACCACUGGCUCGUCAGCCGCCACUACUGCUGCUGCCACUACUGCCGCCACCACUGCUGCUAGUGCCGCUGCGACUACCGCUGCCGCGACUACCGCCGCCGCGACGACUUCUGACGAGGUCGACCAAACCCUGGCGCUGGUCACGGCCUGCGCUGCUGAAUGCCCCGCCUUAGACAAGCAUAUGACAAGAUUCUCUGCCGUGUCGCCCGUCUCUGAAAGUUACACCGAAGACGUUAUGAACUUGUAUGAAAACGACGAACGCAGAUGCCUAUUCCACCCCAUCUGCCUGGACUGCCAGGAGGGUUCUGACUGCCCCAUGGCCACCUGCUUCGCCGAGAUCGAAGUGUGCAAGCCGCUCGUCGGUGUCUUCGCCCUUCUCACCGCUAACUGCGCCUGCGCAGCUGGUGUUGACUUUGGCUCCAAGCCGGGUCAGAUUCUGGGCGAUGAAUUCAAUCUGAUAUCCCAGUUCAUGACAUGCCCCGACGAAGUUAAGGCCCUCCCCGCUCAGGAUACCUGCUACGGCCCGGGCGAAGCUGGCAGCAGUGAUGCUUACACCAUGUCGGCUACCGCGGCUGCCCUUGUUGCCCUCGCGCAUCUUCUUUGA